UAUACUGAAUCUCGGUAACUGGAGUUUAAUCCUGAGGUUUUAUGGUUUAGCUGUAUGCUACUGUCACAUCAGCUAGCUGACGUCACAUAUGCUACAAUGCAUAACGGCAAAGGUUAAUGUCAUUAAUGUCUUUGCCUUUCAGUUAUUUCUGUUCAGGAAGUUGUAUGAGUCCCUAGUAUUUUUCAGUCUUAAUCUUUUAACAGUCUUGUUUAUUUUAAAAUAUCUUAAUUAUUUCUGUGGUCAAAUACGCUGCUGUGCACUUCAUUAGUUUUAUCUCUUCUGUCUUUUGUCAUCGUAUAUCCUUUACUUUCAAUGUCCAGAUUCUAGAUAUACUGUGAGAGUAGUGAAACAAUGAUAAUGAAUUUUUAUACACUUGCCUUUGAUGUUUACUGUUUUUGCAGUAUGUUUUAUAUAUGUAUAUACAUAUCCAUUGUGGAUAUGAUUUUUUUUUCAUAGUCUUUUACAGGAGGAAUUUUUUUAAUCCUAAAAUUUCUAUUGGCCUUACAAUUUUAUUGAGGUAAAUAUGGCCUGUAGGGAGCCAUCUGAGAGCCUUGAUAUGGCCAUUACUGGUUGUUUAAAUUCUUUAAUAGAGUGUAAUUAAUAUGUUAAUUUUUAUAACAUCCUCUUCAGAAUACAAGAAACUGUAGUGCUGUGGGGUAUUAACAGACAUGUUCUGUUGAAUCACACUUUAUUUUUCAGUCCAGGAAGCAGUAAAAUAUCUGAUUUGUGUUCAGGAGGUACAUGCUUCAGAUCUUGGCAGAGAACUUGCAGUAUUAAUGGAGGGUUUCUCUGGUUUUCCUCAGUUCCUGUGGACCAAUGCCUUUCCUUAAAAUAAGCCAUAGAUGUUCCAUUCUAGAUCGUCCUGACUCCCUGUCAUGUCUCAUUAACUCUACGUUUCACCUGUAUUGCAGUUAAAGCAACAUUAAAUAACCUGUGAAUGAAACAUUUCUCUUAAUACCUGAAACAGCCUUUUUAUGCUAUAAUAUUAAUUUAAGCUGAUAUAUGAUGAUAUAAUCUGGAAUUAACGGACCGUGUCUACCCUUCUUUCCUUACUACCACUUCAUUUAGAUAAAUAUUAUCAAUAAUACAGCUAGUACCUGGAGUGCAAUUCAUUUAUUUGUGGCUAAUCACUUUUGUCGUAGUUCUAAAAUAACUGUACAUUUUAUGCUGUUAAUUUCAUGUUUUCAUUCAGAUCAUACGUAAUUUUAAAACUCUUAUGUUCUUGGCAAGUUAAGGAGAAAAGUAUAUUUUAUGUAUAAAACAAUUAUAUUUUAAUAUAAAUCCAUUACGUUUUACCCAUUUUUGAGUUAACAUUGCCGGGCAUUGUCUUCAAAUGUACGAGAAGUCUAUCUAUGCAUGUAAUUGUGAAACGUAUGCAAGCUUAGUCGUAAAAUUAAAUAAAUAAAUAAGUUAAAAUUAUCCAAGACAAAUGGGAUCCAUGGAAGAGAAGUGAAGUGUGAAUUUCAUUUUUAGUGCAUACAGCAUCAAAAUAUAUGUUUAAUAAGGAAGAAAGGAUACAUUUUCUAGUUCCUGUAAUCAAGUAUCAGACAUUCAGUCCUUAGACAUGGCAUGCAUCUAGUAACAGUCCAGUACUAAUUAUAAGUCUACAAAUUAACUUUCAAGCAAGAUAAUUGAAGAGAAAAAUGUAUUAAAAUUAAAGGUGUUAAUCAAGGCCCAGCGGUGGGCCGAUCCGUCAUCCAAGGAGUCCUACCGAAUGUCCAUAGAUCAAGCCAACUGAAAAAGUUGGUGACCCGUAAAGGGUACCGGAAAAUGUACAAACAUUGUUAAAUCGGAAAGAAGAAGAUGUUUAUCAACCAUUACUAAUGAGCUGCCCACAUUACAUGAUAAAUAUUUGAAUCAUAUCCAUAGGUGAACAAGUACGAAGUUUAAGAAACGGUUUACAGUUUAAUUGUUCAUUGUCUCUGAAGUAUGUAUACCUCACUAAGAAACUAUUUAAAAAUUGUGUGCCCAAGCCCUGAACAAACAGCACAUUGUCUUACCCUCAAUCCAAAGUUAGGGGGUUCAUUUUGACACCUGUCUGGUAUUAGUGUAAUGUAGAAGAUUUUUUUAAUAAUGAUGUCGAUAUUUUACAUUUCCCUUAACUGAAGAAACUGAAAGAAAUUACAGUGUGCAAUGUAACUUAUUCGCAUAUUGCCUGCCAAAUGCCAACAAGCUGCCUUAAUCACUUGUUUGGUACACUAAAAUGAACCUUCAACAUUCCAGAGGGUGUCUCUGAGCCAGAGAUUGCAAUUAACCUCAAUCUAGUGGACCAAUCAGAGAAGGUUUUAUCACCUGAAGACAGGGUAGAGCCAGCCCCUGAAAUGUUGUGAUAUCAUUUUAUUAUACUGAAUAACAGAUGUAGUAGAAAAGAACAACAAUAAUGGCUCCCAGAAGAGUCAUCUUCAUUGAUAGUCAGUAUGCUUAGCAUGGGGACAAGUCCUCUGACAUGCAAACGUUACUGCAUAGCUAGCCAGUAUUUCCCUGACUAGAAAGGAAGUCAUAUUCUUAAUACAUUUUUUCCUUUGUGUAUACAGUUUUACAUUAAAAUUUCUUUCUAUUUAGGAUGUUAUAUUUCUUUCCUGAUAUCUAUAGGUCCAUCACACCUGGUUUCAGGUUGAACUUGAAAAGAAAGUACUAAACAGUCUGUAACCGUUUGCAAACAAAUCAUGGUUGUUUAAACUCACAGUGGUAACACAAAUGAUACCAUAAUAAUCGGUGCUUCUACUUACUAUGAAAGUUACCUCAUACAUGUAAAGAGUACUUUUUGCUAUGGUUUGACCAAUAACGGCAACACUAGUCAAUGACUUAGCACCUUUGGUAUCCAUACGCGAUGUGAUUGGCUAGCAAAAUCCAUUUAAAAAAUUGGAAAUAGAAUGCAUACGGAAGUGAAAAGAACUUAGUUAAGCAUAUAAUUUCCUUUUGUGAAUUACAUAAUGGUAACCAUUAUGGUGAAAUGUGUAAUAUCGUAAGGGUGGAAAAUAGAAUCUAUAAGUUGUUUUUGAAGUGAAAUUUUGUGGUCUAGAACAAUGUGGGAUUCGAUUUUAUUACCGAUGGAACAAUGAACACGUCAUGUGAUCGAAGAAUCUCAGCGUCAGCGAUGGUGUCACCAGGUCAUGUGCACGGAGCAAUGGAGGAGUCACCGCGUCGUGCGUGUGGAAAAGGGGAACGACUGGGGCUGGGAAGCUUGGACAACAAUGAGAGAGAGAAGAAGAGAAUGCAACAAAAUGGGGGAUUCCGCCCGGGAAAGAAAUGGCCGCAGUUCUUGGCAGCUAGUUUGGCAACCAUGGCAUCAAUCUGUGCAGGCUCCGUCAUGGGGUGGACUUCCCAAGCAUUGCCAUACCUUCAGAAGCCGACCAAUAUUGUUGAAGAAAGUGAUGCGUCCAAUUUCACUGUCAUCGGGACUUCUUCUGCGGCAGUGCGAAACGUCAGUGAAGUUUCCGUGUUCCUGGACAAGAAUGGGGCAGUGACUGAGGGAGUAACGCCGAUAGAGGCUUCCUGGAUUGGCUCCCUGGCGCCUCUGGGUGCUCUAGUGGGCGCUCUUCCAGCUGGUCACGUGGCCAACUCUAUCGGACGCAAGAAACUUCUGUUACUCCUCAUCGUACCUUACCUCGUGGGCUGGUCUCUCAUUUUCGCUGCUGGGAAGUCGGCACCACUGAUAUUCACUGCACGGUUCAUAUCUGGAAUUGCUCUCGGCACAGGCUCUGUCAUCGCACCAAUUUACUGCGAAGAAAUUGCCGAAGUGAGAAUAAGAGGAGCCCUUGGGAUAUUCUUUGACCUCCAAGUUAGUAAUGGCAUUCUUUUUGUCUAUAUUGUUGGUGCGUAUUUGUCAUAUCUCUGGCUCUGCAUUACUUCUGCCAUCAUCCCUGUAGUUUUCUUCCUGACAUUCAUUUGGAUACCAGAGUCUCCCAUUUAUCUCGCCUCGAAAGGUAAGAUUAAGGAAGCUGAGAAAUCACUAUAUUGGUUGCGAGGCGCAAGGUACAUAAAGGAUUAUGACAUAAAACCUGAAUUGGAGUACAUUCAGAAAUUUGUUUUGCAAACUGCAAAAGAAUCGCCUUCUCAAGAGACAGCCUCGAAGGAUACAAUAAUACGCAUAAUACUAAUUCUGAAAUAUAUUUCAAAAUGUGUAUUCACGUCUUAUAAAUCACCAACUACUAAAGCUGUAAAAAUAGUUGCUUGUUUAAUGAUGAUCAGACAACUUUGUGGUAUCAAUGCUGUGACUUUCUAUACUGUUGACAUCUUCAAGGGUGCAGGGAGCACAUUGUCGCCAUCUGAGGCUACAAUCAUUGUUGGAAUAGCUGAAGUCUUGGCCACCUAUGUCUCACCCUUCCUUGUGGAACGGGCUGGACGUCGUAUUCUGCUAUUAUUCUCAGGUGCAAAAAUGGCGGUGUGUCAUUUGAUAUUAGUGGUGUAUUUUUAUUUGAAGCAAAUUGAUGUUUCUACGAAAACCUUUGACUGGUUACCUCUCCUUUGUCUUGCUAUGUUUGUAGUUGCUUUUAACCUUGGAUUUGGAUCUCUGCCAUUUGUUAUGAUGGCAGAGCUUGUGCCAAAUGAAUCCAAAAAUUGGGCAAGUGGACUUGCAGUGUCUGUGAAUUGGAUUAUAAUGUUUACAGUUACAAAUUUAUUUGAGGUUACGAUAAAAAACUUGGGAACUAUGAUAACAUUUGCAUUAUUUUGUGGAAUGUGUACUGUAGGAACUGUAGUAGUUGCAUUCAUAGUACCAGAAACCAAAGGGAAGACACGAGAAGAAAUUCAGCUAGAACUGAUGGAAAGAUAAUCCAUGAAAUGAAGUAUAAUCAAAACUCACGUCUUAUAAGAAACUUAUAUUAAGAGAUUAAACUCAAUAUUUAUGACUGUCUGUUUCUUUCUACGUGAGAGCUCACUCCAUUUUUGAGUAUAUAUUGUUAUUUGGUAUCUUUAUCUGUCACUGGACUUACGCAAAUGGUUGUUAAUGCAUCAAACAAAACUUGAUGAACGGGUUAUGUGGUACCACAGUGAUGAACGAAACAAACCGACAGUUAUCAAAACAGAAUAAUGAGUUCUGUGAAGAAUGACACCAAUUUAUUGCAGUAUUUUAUGUAUGAAACGUCUUCUUUAAUUGUUGAUAUAGUUUUUGUUUUAAUGUUUUGUGCUACUUAUAUAAAUAUUACAUUUCUUCAACUAACCUUUUGAAAGAAUUGAUAAUUUUUUUUAAACGUAAAAGUAACUAACAAACUCUAUAGAUCAUAGCUCUUCCUAAGGGCUAAUGCUCACUUUAUCAGUCAAGAAAUUCCCCACUUUUGUGGACCCAAACGUUCAUUACUGUAUUGACAACAGCCUGCCUCUGGAUCCUAUCCAAAGCCAGAAGAAUCUAGUUCAUGCCUUCGCACAUUAUUUUAGAUCCAUUUUAGUAUGAGAUUAUGCUUACAUCUCCUUAAAUAAUUCCAACUAAAAUUAUGUGUACACUUCUUAUAUCUCUAAUGCUUUAUAAACCUGCUACACCUUCUUCAUCUCCUUUAACCACUCCAAUUAAAACAGCCAUUGAUUGAAGGAAAGUACUUCAACAUUUUCUGUAGAAAAUAGAAUAAAACAUAAGUUACAGGUUUUGUGGGUUAUGUUUGAAAACUUGAAAUUGAGGAUAAUGUAUGGAAUGAAAACUUGUAACCAGGAAUAACAUUUGGAAUGUCUCAUAUUUAGUCUAAUGUUUUCUACUAACUGUAAUUGUACGGGGGAGCCGAAAGAUUAAGGAGGGAAUUUUUUGGAAAAGUCACACCUGUUUGUUAAUACGAAAGCUCCCGGUUUUAAUGGGUACAAUUAUGUUUUCAUCUAAGCAGUACUUUUCCUAUAUUCAUGAUACCUGGAAUAAUGUCUGCAUUAAUUAUUGAAUCAUUUAAUAACAGAGAACUACAGAGGGUUGAGAGCUUUUAUUAUCAUGAACUGCGUUAAAUUAAAAGUUCCUAGAAAAGAGAAGCGUGAAACACUUUAUUAUUUAAUGAAGGGUGGGGCUGAUAUUUGAAAUGCUAUUACAAACGUACAGCUGUAAUUGAUUGUUACAAAGCCAAACAUGCUAUAGAUAUCAUUUCGAAUUUUAGAUAAUAUAGGCCUUUGUCUUUCUAUUUUACUAAAUACAGGCACAUACAAUGCAUAAAAUUUCCUGUUUAACUUUCUUUAAAACUGUAAGACCUACAGAAAAAGUGUAUUUGCUCAUAACACUUAUUUUCUUUCUCUCCCCCCCCCCCACAGUACUUUUGCUUUGAUAAAUGUUUAGCAAGUUAAUCUUGAGUUGGAUGCAGAAAUGUUCUUUGUUGUUUGGGUGGUUUCCAUCAUUGUUUUUUGAUUUCAACCAAAAUUCGAAUGUAUUAAAAUCUGAAUAAAAACUCUGCCAUAUCAAAUUUCA
Zootermopsis nevadensis is the source of this 6373-nucleotide messenger RNA. Its product is annotated as facilitated trehalose transporter Tret1. Gene Ontology annotation, molecular function: sugar transmembrane transporter activity. Gene Ontology annotation, biological process: transmembrane transport; carbohydrate transport. Lineage: Eukaryota; Metazoa; Arthropoda; Insecta; Blattodea; Termopsidae. Gene Ontology annotation, cellular component: membrane. The record is from RefSeq and is a predicted model, not a curated record.